AUGACGGACAGUACCAAACCCCAAAUCGCACUUGUGGGUUCCUAUUCCGACGCCUUCGUGAAGGCUUUGGGAGACGAUAACUUUGACGUCGAGCAAUGCGAUUCAGUCCCCAACCCCGCGACGAGGACAUCGAGCCUCGCAGCGCUUGCUCUCAAGGGCGAGGAGUACACCCUCUCCGAAAGCGACAUUACAUUGAUGCUGCCCGCCAAGACGGUCCUUAUUUUCUUUGGGCCUACAUCGACGCUCCUGGAGACCGUUCAAAGCGCCACCAACACACCUAUCGACAUCCCAAGUCUCGAAACUAGUCGAUGGCUUGCCGCUCCUCGUGUACAUGUCCUUCCGCUAGUACAAAGUGCUCUCAAAGGAAACAGUGAGAUUGUGGCGACGGAUGGAUAUCAACUACAAUCGCCAACCGAUCCCGUUGAACAAGCCGUAAUGUCCAUCGAUAACGCUGUUACCGAAGCGCAGAGCGACAGGGCCUAUGUAUCCACCCUUGAUCCACCGAUCGGAACUAUUGGUUUUAAGAAGGGUACCCUGUCUAAUUUCGCGAACAUUGCGAUCAACCGGCUUGCCUGGAGUCCAGCGGGGAUCUAUAUGGCUGCGGCUCCUACAUCCCAUAUUCAGAGAUAUACCUUGAAGUGGUACACGGAUGUGUACUCGUACGCAACGGGCGCCGACUGUAGGAAUAAAACCCCCACACAGUUCGCUAACGAGGGUGGUGUCGUGUACACCGUUGUCAUCGAUCGUGGCAACUUGCGACGCUCCCCGGAUAGUGCGCCACGAUAUUGGGGACCUGAGCGGGGGUAUUGUGGCUACUACUUCGUCGAUCACAACACGACAACCCACCGUGCUGGCUCAUCGCUAAAUGUGCAUACCUUCCAACCGCAAGGUCCAGACUCGCAGAAUGAAAGCAAGAUUGGCUACAACAUCAGCUAUGAACAGGAUAUGCAGAUGUUAAAUAACAACGGACAUUCAACAUUCACAUUCAAAGCCAAGUAUAUGAACGGGUUUGUCUUAGAUCAAUUUCAGCUACACGACAGCCUAGGGAAUUCAGGCGUGGAGUUUUCGGUUGAUUACAACGGCUACUAUGACUAUUGGGCUGACCCGAAAUUCGCCACCAAGCAAUGGUGGAACCCUGGUGUCUUCGAGAAACUCCCGAAAUCCGGACGUUGGCUGUUCGCGUUGGAUGGUUUGCCGGUCGACAAUAUGCCUAUCAAUGCGUUAACUGUCUUCUCGUCGAGUGUUGGACAACACACUAUGACGUCCGAAUUCUCUGCAGACAUCAGAGCGUUCAAGUCUAAUUACUGGGAUACUAGUAGUGAUCAUAAAAAGCCUGGUGAGGUUUCUAAUUCUGACGGGAACGCACCUACCCAUUUCCAGACAACCGGGAUCUCUGAAAAAAGGACGUGGAAUCGUGCGUUGGGUUUGACCUGGACCUAG
Molecule: messenger RNA, 1440 nt
Organism: Pleurotus ostreatus (oyster mushroom)
Lineage: Eukaryota; Fungi; Basidiomycota; Agaricomycetes; Agaricales; Pleurotaceae
Exons: 9
Coding region: 1-1440 (479 amino acids)
Source: RefSeq, a predicted model, not a curated record